Messenger RNA from Coregonus sp. 'balchen', 10473 nucleotides. The record is from the annotation of a GenBank genome assembly. Lineage: Eukaryota; Metazoa; Chordata; Actinopteri; Salmoniformes; Salmonidae.
AUGGAAGAUUUGGACAAGGACAUACGAGCCACUGCGAGAGGUUUUCAUUGCAUCCUAUGCAAUGUGAAUGUACCAAAUAGUAAGUGAAUGUCGUAGUUUAGCUAUUUGAUUGCAGUUAGCUAGCUAACGGCUAACCACAAACCAACCAGCUAUAUGGCUAACUUACUUUGUAAGAUAGCUAACGUUAGCUAGCUUAACUAGAUAACUGUUAACUAGCUAGUUCAUUACCCUAUCGUCUCUGUAAAAUAAUAAGCCAAUCUUACAGGUGGCUAGGACAGUAACGUUAGCUAGCUAACCUUUUAGAAUUUCUAUGAUAUUUUAGCAAUUUCAGUUAGGCUUAGCUAACUAUAUCAAUUCAUGACAAUUGAUAUGCACGCUGGCUUAGUUUUACACAUGUCUGCUGGAUAAUCUAACGUUAUGCAUAUCCGUUUUGUGAACAAUUUUCUUUACUGACUGGAAAACACUGAAUCAACAGAGGCCAGUCUGGAUGCCCAUGUGAAAGGGCGAAAGCAUGUGAAGCUGAGCAUUGUGCGGGCGACUCGGAAGGCUCAGGUGGAGAACAGUGUGUUUGUCAGUGGGAUCAAACCGGAUACAGCUCAAGCCGACCUUGUAGACUACUUCCAAAGGUUUGGACCAGUGUCAGAGGUCAUCAUGGACAAGGACAAGGUGCGCUCUCUAAGUAGUAGGAGUGCUGAUCUAGGAUCGGGUCCCUUCUGUCAAUAUAAUCUUAUUCAUUAUGGUCUAAAAGGCUAAACUGAUCCUAUAUCAGGAUUCCUACUCUGACACUCCUUGUGAAUAUGGUGUGUUUGAGAGCAGUAUGAAAGCUGGUUGGGUAGUAGCUAUGGAAAUAACCUUUUUAUAUUGCGAUGGAUUAUCCUUGUUAUGGCUUGGAAUGGGAUUAGUUUUCAACCAACCUUUAUUUGGCGAUACUUCCUUAAUUCUCGACUUGGAAGGCACCAGUUCUAAACUUCCAUAGUUUGUUGCAGGGGAACUUUGGAAUUUAGGAAAUGCUCUGUUAUUAAAUGAAAUAAAUUUUUGCACCAUGAAGUAUUCCAACAAUGUAUAUCUUUUUGAUUUCUGAUCUUCUCUCAAUUAUCGAGACAGGUGGGUGUCCACCCCAAAGUGCUACACGCCAUGACUGGACUCAGAAAUCAAGUGUCGCUUUGAAUGGCACUCGCCUUAAUCGAUCAAUGAGAAAAUAUCAGAAAUCGAAAAGAUGGCGGCAUAUACAUUGUUGAUUACUUCAUGACGCAAAACUUAAUUACAUUUAACGGAGCAUUUGCUAAAUUCCACCUGCAACUAGCCAUGUGAGUUUAAUAAUAAUAUGCCAUUUAGCAGACGCUUUUAUCCAAAGCGACCUACAGUCGUGUGUGCAUACAUUUUUACGUAUGGGGGGUCCCGGGGAUCGAACCCACUAUCCUGGCGUUACAAGCGCCAUGCUCUACCAAUUGAGCUACAAUUGAAAUCACUGGUGACUUCCAAGCUGAAUUAAGGAAGUAUCGGCAAGUAAAGGUUGGUUGAAAAAUAAUGCCUGAUGGAUUGAACAUCCCAAACCAUAACUAUUAAAGGAAAACUCCACCCCAAAACUAUAUUUUGGUAUUUGUUUCAUUAGUCCAUUGUUGAUAUAGUCCCAAAAUGUUUUGCAUGUCAGCAAUCAAGUUUUCAAGACAUGUAACUUUCAAAAUACAGAAAUCUGGCAGAUUUCUUUAUUUUGAAAGAUACGUAUCUUAAACUUGAUUGCUGACAUGCAAAACAUUUAAUGGUAGGAUAAUCUAUUGCAUUAUAAAGGUUAUUUCCAUAGCUAGCCGGAGAGGAAUAUUCUUUGCAGUAUUCUUAUGGCCCCCCACCCCUAACAGUUGGUUAAUACAAUCCUCGGACAUACCCCUUGUCAUAAGUCUAUAAUCCAUUGUGUUCCGUCCACAGGGUGUGUAUGCUAUCGUGGAGUUCAGUGAGAAGGACAGUCUGCAGGCCACGCUGUCCCGGUUAGAGCAUGACAUGAAUGGGCUAAAGCUGCGGGUGAAACCCAGGGAGAACAAGGAGUUCAAACUGAUCCCUAAGAAGAGGCAGGAUUCCAAGAACCUGCAGCAGAUACUGGAGCGGCUCACCCCAGAGCUGUGCCAGACUGCUUCUGUGAGUGUUCUUUAGUUUAGUAUCUCUCUUCAUUUCAUGUUCCAUUACUCUUUCACUCUGGUAUGCGCUAGUAAGGCUUUAUUCCCUGUAAGGAAUGAUAAAGAGGGUAAGUAUUAAAGUGCUGAUGAAUAUGAUGUUAUUGAAGUGGUCCUCUGUCUCCAGGUGAAUGAACAGAUGCAGAAGGUGGUGGAGCGAUUCCAACUGGGGGAGAAUGAGAAAAAGGCCAGAGAGUUACUGGUGCAACUGCUCCAGGAGGUGUUCACAGAGUUCUUCCCAGGUAGGCCAACUCUUAUUGAGCCCAACUCUCAUUGAGCCAAAACAUGUAGCUUGAAGUACAAAUUGCCCCUAACCACAGACCAAGGAUCAGAUUACCCCCACUCAUAAUCUUAACCACAAGGGGGAUGAAAAAUAGCUAACCCCGUGUCAGUGAAUAGGGGCAGAAAUUGUGGCCUUUGAUGUUUGUGUGUUGGCUUGGUGCAGAUAGUCAGAUCCUGGCCUUCGGUUCCUCCGUCAACACAUUUGACAUCCACUCCUGUGACUUGGAUCUGUUCCUGGACCUGGACAACACCAAGGUGUUCCAAGCUCGGGCCAAGAGUUCUUCCGAACAGGUGUGGUGGUGUCACCUUUUAUAAUGUCCCCCAGCGUCUCAAUGUCUUUUAAAUUAGCACUCCUCUUCCUCUGAUGCCCUCCAGGCAGGGGAAGGUCCGUCGGACGACGCCCGCUCUGAGGACUCCAUCCUGUCCGACAUCGACCUCUCCACCGCCUCGCCGGCCGACGUGCUGGAGCUGGUGGCGGCCAUCUUGAAAAAGUGCGUCCCUGGGGUGCACAAGGUCAUGCCGGUCAGCGGCGCUCGCCUCCCUGUUGUUAAGUUCAUCCACAAGGAGCUCAAUCUCCAGGGGGACGUGACUAUCAAUAACAGGUCAGCCUAUACGAUGCUACUGUCAUAAUUAAAUAGAACAAGUCAUUUAAUGUAUCUCUAUUGCUACUGUACUGUAUGUGGCCCAGACCCAAACUGACCCCUAGCCCUACAUCCUAGAAACCCAAUAAUGAUCAGAAAAGUCCCCGACAACAACUCUUAGUAUUUCGGGUAUGAAGAUAAGCGUGAUGGGUCCCCACCAACCAACCUUCCUAAUCUCUCUUCCUCCAUCCCUCAGACUGGCGGUGAGGAACACCCGUUUCCUGCAGCUGUGCUCAGGGCUGGACUCCAGGCUGCGCCCUCUGGUCUACACCAUCCGCUACUGGGCUAAACAGAAGCAGCUGGCUGGUGAGUGAUCUUCACAGCACCCUGUAUGAGAAACUAACAUCUUAGAUCAAAACCAUUUUGAACUGUAUUCUGUAGGGGGCAGCAGAACCUUGCAUGUGGACUUUCUAUCACCUUUUUGGUUACAGACAAAACAGUAUUAUGCCUCUUUGUGCCACAUGCUUGUCAUGACUGUUUUGUUUCUAUGCUGUUUCUCCCAUAGGUAAUCCCAGUGGUGCUGGACCCUUGCUGAAUAACUAUGCUUUGACCCUGCUGGUGAUCUUCUAUCUGCAGAAGUGUGACCCUCCUGUUCUCCCCACAUUGGACCAGCUGAAGGGCAUGGCCUGUAUGUACUUCUUCCUGUCUGCACCGCUUUAAAGCUCAACACAAAUACCACAUGCAUGCUGAUAACACACAUCUCAUCUCAAGUCAUUUCUAAACUAAACAAAAAUAUAAAUGCAACAUACAACAUGUCUGGUGAGUAUGCAGGCCAUGGAAGAACUGGGACAGUUUCCGCUUCCAGGAGUUGUGUACAGAUCCUUUAGACAUGAGGUCGUGCAUUAUCAUGCUGAAACAUGAGGUGAUGGCGGCGGAUGAAUGGCACGACAAUGGGCCUCAGGAUAUCGUCACGGUAUCUCUGUGCGUUCAAAUUGCCAUUGAUAAAAUGCAAUUGUGUUCAUUGUCCGUAGCUUAUGCCUGCCCAUACCUUAACCCCAUCGCCACCAUGGGGCCUUCUGUUCACAGCGUUGACAUCAGCAAAGACGCCCACAUGACGCAAUAGACGUGGUCUGCAGUUGUGAGCCCGGUUGGAAGUACUGCCUCAUCCUCUAAAAUGACUUUGGAGGCGGCAUAUGGUAGAGAAAUUAACAAAAAUUCUCUGGCCACAACUCUGGUGGACGUUGCUGCAGUUAGCAUGCCAAUUGCACGCUCCCUCAAAACUUUUGAGAGAAAUAAACUUUUGGUGAUUAUUGAACAAUUCUGGGAUCUUUUAAUUCAGCUCAUGAAACAUGGGACCAACACUUUACAUGUUGCGUUUAUAUUUUUGUUCAAUGUAAUUAGCGUGUACAUGACUUCUAUUACUAUUAUGACUAGUAUUUGUACCCUAUAUUAACCGACAUAGUCCACUAUAUGGCAGACAAUAGGUUUAACCUGAGGAUGUGUAUAGUUUUGUACUUAGUGAAUUCAAUUUAUUUGUGUUCAUGUUUUUUUCACUGUUCUUCUCUUCCUCUAAGGUGAGGAGGAAGUAUGUGUGAUCGAAGGCUGGAACUGCACCUUCCCCAGUCAGCCCAUUGCUGUGCCCCCCAGCAAGAACACCCAGGAUCUGUGUAGGUUACACCAGAAAUUGCAUGAAAAAUACAUCCAACCAUGCAGGGAAAAAAAGAAUGGGCCGCGUAAAAUUAUUUAUAUACAGUGAGGGAAAAAAGUAUUUGAUCCCCUGCUGAUUUUGUACGUUUGCCCACUGACAAAGAAAUGAUCAGUCUAUAAUUUUAAUGGUAGGUUUAUUUGAACAGUGAGAGACAUAAUAACAACAAAAGAAUCCAGAAAAACGCAUGUCAAAAAUGUUAUAUAUUGAUUUGCAUUUAAUGAGGGAAAUAAGUAUUUGACCCCCUCUCAAUCAGAAUGAUUUCUGGCUCCCAGGUGUCUUUUAUACAGGUAACGAGCUGAUAUUAGGAGCACACUCUUAAAGGGAGUGCUCCUAAUCUCAGCUUGUUACCUGUAUAAAAGACACCUGUCCACAGAAGCAAUUAAUCAAUCAGACUCCAAACUCUCCACCAUGGCCAAGACCAAAGAGCUCUCCAAGGAUGUCAGGGACAAGAUUGUAGACCUACACAAGGCUGGAAUGGGCUACAAGGCCAUCGCCAAGCAGCUUGGUGAGAAGGUGACAACAGUUGGUGCGAUUGUUCGCAAAUGGAAGAAACACAAAAGAACUGUCAAUCUCCCUCGGCCUGGGGCUCCGUGCAAGAUCUCACCUCGUGGAGUUGCAAUGAUCAUGAGAACGGUGAGGAAUCAGCCCAGAACUACACGGGAGGAUCUUGUCAAUGAUCUCAAGGCAGCUGGGACCAUAGUCACCAAGAAAACAAUUGGUAACACACUACGCCGUGAAGGACUGAAAUCCUGCAGCGCCCGCAAGGACCCCUGCUCAAGAAAGCACAUAUACAUGCCCGUCUGAAGUUUGCCAAUGAACAUCUGAAUGAUUCAGAGGAGAACUGGGUGAAAGUGUUGUGGUCAGAUGAGACCAAAAUGGAGCUCUUUAGCAUCAACUCAACUCGCCGUGUUUGGAGGAGGAGGAAUGCUGCCUAUGACCCCAAGAACACCAUCCCCACCGUCAAACAUGGAGGUGGAAACAUUAUGCUUUGGGGGUGUUUUUCUGCUAAGGGGACAGGACAACUUCACCGCAUCAAAGGGACGAUGGACGGGGCCAUGUACCGUCAAAUCUUGGGUGAGAACCUCCUUCCUCAGCCAGGGCAUUGAAUAUGGGUCGUGGAUGGGUAUUCCAGCAUGACAAUGACCCAAAACACACGGCCAAGGCAGCAAAGGAGUGGCUCAAGAAGAAGCACAUUAAGGUCCUGGAGUGGCCUAGCCAGUCUCCAGACCUUAAUCCCAUAGAAAAUCUGUGGAGGGAGCUGAAGGUUUGAGUUGCCAAACAUCAGCCUCGAAACCUUAAUGACUUGGAGAAGAUCUGCAAAGAGGAGUGGGACAAAAUCCCUCCUGAGAUGUCUGCAAACCUGGUGGCCAACUACAAGAAACGUCUGACCUCUGGGAUUGCCAACAAGGGUUUUGCCACCAAGUACUAAGUCAUGUUUUGCAGAGGGGUCAAAUACUUAUUUCCAUCAUUAAAAUGCAAAUCAAUUUAUAAAAUGUUUGACAUGCUUUCUUCUGGAUUUUCUUGUUGUUAUUCAGUCUCUCACUGUUCAAAUAAACCUACCAUUAAAAUUAUAGACUGAUUUCUUUUUAUAGACUUUUUUUCAUUUCUUUGUCAGUGGGGAAACGUACAAAAUCAGCAGGGGAUCAAAUACUUUUUUUCCCUCACUGUAUACACUACCAGUCAAAAGUUUGGACACCUACUCAUUCAAGGGGUUUCCUUUAUUUUUACAUUUUUUUACAUUGUAGAAUAAUAGUGAAGAUGUCAUAACUCUGAAAGAACACAUAUGGAAUCAUGUAGUAACCAAAAAAGUGUUAAACAAAUCUAAAUAUUUUAUAUUUGAGAUUCUUCAAAUAGCCACCAUUUUCCUUGAUGACAGCUUUGCACACUCUUGGCAUUCUCUCAACCAGCUUCAUGAGGUAGUCUCCUGGAAUGCAUUUCAAUUAACAUGUGUGCCUUGUUAAAAGUUAAUUUGUGGAUUUCUUUCCUUCUUAAUGUGUUUGAGCCAAUCAGUUGUGUUGUGACAAGGUAGGGGUGGUAUACAGAAGAUAGCCCUAUUUGGUAAAAGACCAAGUGCAUAUUAUGGCAAGAACAGCUCAAAUAAGCAAAGAGAAACGACAGUCCAUCAUUACUUUAAGACAGGAAGGUCAGUCAAUACGGAAAAUGUGAAGAACUUUUAAAGUUUCUUCAAGUGCAGUCGCUAAAACCAUCAAGUGUUAUGAAACUGGCUCUCAUGAGGACCGCUACAGGAAUGGAAGACCCAGAGUUACCUCUGCUGCAGAGGAUAAGUUCAUUAGAGUUACCAGCCUCAGAAAUUGCAGCCCAAAUAAAUGCUUCAGAGUUCAAGUCACACACAUCUCAACAUCAACUGUUCAGAGGGGACUGUGUGAAUCAGGCCUUCAUGGUUGAAUUGCUGCAAAGAAACCACUACUAAAGGACACCAAUAAGAAGAAGAGACCUGCUUGGGCCAAGAAACACGAGCAAUGGACAUUAGACUGGUGGAAAGUUGUCCUUUGGUCUGGAGUCCAAAUUGGAGGUUUUUGGUUCCAACCGCCGUGUCUUUGUGAGACGCGGUGUGGGUGAACGGAUGAUCUCUGCAUGUGUAGUUAGGCGUUAUGGUGUGGGGGUGCUUUGCGGGUGACACUGUCUGUGAUUUAUUUAGAAUUCAAGGCACACCUAACCAGCAUGGCUACCACAGCAUUCUGCCAUUCCCAUCUGGUUUGGGCUUAGUGGGACUAUCAUUUGUUUUUCAGCAGGACAGUGACCCAACACACCUCCAGGCUGUGUAAGGGCUAUUUUACCAAGAAGGAGAGUGAUGGAGUGCUGCACCAGAUGACCUGGCCUCCACAAUCCACCGACCUCAACCCAAUUGAGAUGGUUUGGGAUGAGUCGGACGGCAGAGUGAAGGAAAAGCAGCCAACAAGUGCUAAGCAUAUGUGGGAACUCCUUCAAGACUGUUGGAAAAGCAUUCCAGGUGAAUCUGGUGGAGAGAAUGCCAAGAGUGUGCAAAGCUGUCAUCAAGGCAAAGGGUGGCUAUUUGAAGAAUCUCAAAUAUAACAUAUUUUGAUUUGUUUAACACUUUUAUUGGUUACUUCAUGAUUCCAUAUGAGUUUUUUCAUAGUUUUGAUGUUUUCUCCAUUAUUCUACAAUGUAGAAAAUAGUAAAAAUAAAGAAAAACUGAGUACUGUAUAUAUCCAUUUAUCAGACACUUUUAUCCAAAGCGACUUAGUCAUGUGUGCAUACAUGGGUGAUUCCGGGAAUCAAACCCUCUAUCCUGGCGUUGCAAGCGCCAUGCUCUACCAACUGAGCUACAGAAGACCAGACCAAGCUACAGAAGAUGUGAGAACAGUUAGCACCUUCAAUUCUACUAUUGAUAUUCUAUUUGGUUUAGAGAAAAACUAAGAGGACCAAGCCGCUCUUCAUAAAAGUAAUUGAAAUGCCUUAGUUGUAUUGGCAGAUAAAAUCUGUUUUUAGACAGAUUUUAAAAACUCUGCCGCCGUUUGGCAUUCGUUAGGGCGUGAUGGUGGAGUUGGAUGUAUUUUUUUCAGGUUCUUAAUGAAAUACGUCCUCCUCUUGCCCAACUUGCCCCAAGUAAAUCUUUGGUUUAACACCCUCUGAUGUUUUUCCACUGAUUGAUUUUAGGCUGAAGAAUAGCGUGAAGCUUUCAUUUGUUUUUCUCUGUAGGUGCCCUGCUCUCGGGCUUCUUCUCCUUCUACGCCCAGUUCGACUUUGCCAGCUCUGUCAUCUCCAUCAGGGAGGGCUGCUCUCUCCCCAUCACCAGCUUUCUUAGCCUAGACAAGGUAAAGGGGGAAGGGGCGGCCAUGGAGCAGGAGAGGUCCUCAGGCCCUAAGCUGGGCCCCCUCAACGUGCUGGACCCCUUCGAGCUGCACCACAAUGUGGCGGGAAACCUAACGGAGCGCAGCCAGAGAAGCUUUCAAAGGGAGUGCCAGGAGGCAGAGAAGUACUGCCGCAGCCUGCAGUACAAGCGCAAGUCCACCAAAGGUAAGGUGUGGGGCCUGGUGCGCCUUUUCACCCCCCGGGACGAGGGCCCUCACCCCCACCACCACAAGAGGGCUGAGGGGGCGGAGAGGGAGCUAGCCAUCAGCAUCCCCUUCAAGGCGGCUUCGCUCCCCGAGGUGGUCCGCAGCCAGCUGCGCUCUGCAGGGGAUGGCUUCCGCCUGCUCUGGUUCCAGAGGGUGUGCUCUGCAGUGGAGGGGGUGUUUCAGGGAGUCCUCAAGUGCAGCCUAACUAACACAUUCAUGGGGGAAAGUACUGGAGCUGAAGGAAUGGAUACUGCAUCACCGAUUGGCAAAUCAACAAACAACAAUGGUGAGGACACCAGCCGCCGUGACUGCAGCCCCCAGAGCAAGGCCACCCCGGGAGCCAAGAGAGCCCUGCUGUCCUCUGAGAGCAGCGACGCCUCCGUGUCCCCGCAGGGCAAGAGGCCCAGGCUGGACAGUUACAUUGGGCCCCAGCCUGGGUCUCCACGCUGGACCUACGUCCAGAGGCACAGGGUGUGGGCGGGCCGUCGGAAGGUAAGGAGGGAGCUGCUAAAAGGGGUGAUGGACAUGGACUCCAGGCCAGAGGGCAGCAGUGUGGAGCUGGAGACCCAGGUGACUCAGAACAUAGUGGACAAGGAGCCGGAGGACAAGGAGCCGCUGGAGUUCCAGGUUCAGGCCCAGGUGGUGGGCGGCACAGAGAGCACCAAAGCCAUGAUCAAGUUCCGACCCUCUGCCGAUUGCGCUGGACUGUUCCAGGACUUCUUUCACUUCUUGGAGAUGUUCUUGCCCAAGAUGGCCGACACACUGAUGGGGAAGACUGGGUAGAAGAUGGCAGAUGAUGCCGGACUGUUUUUUAAAAGGGUUGUGUGUGUUCUGAUAAUUAUCCCUUUUUCUUUUUUUUUUCUGGAAAAGUGGGUGAAACUGGCCAUUUUACAUUAUUUUCAUAUUAUUAGAUUUUUUUGUUGUUGAUAAAAGUAAAGAAGUUGUCUCUUCUUGAAAGCUGUUCCGACCAAGAUGGCUCUGAAGUGUUAUGAAAGGGCUUGAGUAAAGCUUGUAUUGAUAAAGCCAUGAAAAAUAUUGAUUGUGCGCUGUUAUGGAAUUAAGUUAUGUUUUAUUUGUCUUAGAUUAGGGUUGGCCAUUGUUUUAUUUGAAGUGCCCUGCAGCAAUACUCCUUUGUAUUGUUUCAGUGAUUUGUUUGAUUUGACCUCUUGUUUUAGUGUGCCCCCUUAUGAGGGGCAAAAAAUUGUUUGAAGGGAAUUAAUGUAAGUAACAGACAUUGCCUCUGCACACAACCACCAUUAACUGAGGCUAUUGAAAACUGUUCUCAACAGUUGGAAUAAAUGAAAAACAACUUUAUCAAGCAAUAGGACAACUUGAAUCUUUUUUUAAAUUUAUAUUUUCAUACGCCGACUUUUGCGCUCUGUCCUGGCGGCGUUGUGCCACAGAAUCUAUCCAAUGUUUAAGUAUUGUAGAAGCUCCCAUGUCCAUAAAUCACAAUGGUAGGCAGUCCACUUUAGGUCUCCAGGAGGACUUGUCUGUUUGUUACACAGGUCAUAAAUACAUGGUGCAUGCAUCAUUGACCCUCUGUCCACCAUUGAAACAGCCUGGCAGACACAGGUCUAUGCCAGGGGAAGUGUGUUUACUGGAAGCCUGGUCCAGAUAGGCCCCUCUGCUCAUACGACUCAGACAAACAACUGCAGUUGUUAGUUUGAAUCCCUGAGCCGACAAGGUGAAAAAUC